CUUUGACAGUCCAGUGGAUCCCAAUGUUGACGUUUCCUUAAGAGACGUGGCCGAGAUCAUCUGUUCCGGUGGUAUAAAGAUAUUUAAUGUAAAUUUCAUGAACAAAUACUGAUGUUAUAAGUGCAAAACAGAUGGCUACUUAUCAAACAUAUCAAGAUUUCAUCCAGCAAAAUGAAGAUAGGGAUGGCAUUCGUUUUACUUGGAACGUGUGGCCUUCUAGCAGAUUAGAGGCUACCAGGCUUGUGGUACCAUUAGCUUGUUUAUAUACUCCACUGAAGGAACGACCAGAUCUUCCUUUCAUUCAGUAUGAACCAGUAGUCUGCAGUAGACAAACCUGCCGUGCAGUGUUAAAUCCUCUAUGCCAAGUAGAUUACAGAGCAAAGUUAUGGGUCUGCAAUUUUUGUUUCCAACGAAAUCAGUUUCCACCUCAGUAUGCUUCGAUAUCAGAACAUCACCAGCCAGCAGAGCUCAUACCUCAGUUUUCUACCAUAGAAUACACUAUUACUAGACAGCCUUGUUUACCACCAAUAUUUCUUUACGUUGUUGAUACUUGUGUUGACGAGGAAGAAUUAGUUGAAUUAAAGGAAUCUUUACAAAUGUCACUUUCAUUACUGCCCCCUAAUACAUUAAUAGGCCUUAUCACUUUUGGACGCAUGGUCCAAGUUCAUGAGCUGGGUUGUGAAGGUAUAUCUAAAAGCUAUGUUUUCCGAGGUACCAAAGAUUUGAGUGGAAAGCAAAUACAGGACAUGUUGGGAAUUGGAAAAUUCUCUCAAAUGCAACAGCCAGGUGUACCUCAGCAAGCCCGAGGACCUCCUGGUCAAACAGUCCCUCCAGCCAACAGAUUUUUGCAACCUGUUCACAAAUGUGAUAUGAGUUUGACUGAUUUAUUAGAGGAAUUGCAAAGAGAUCCUUGGCCAGUAUCGCAAGGGAAAAGACCAUUAAGAUCCACUGGUGUUGCUCUUUCAAUCGCUGUUGGACUUCUAGAAUGUACAUAUCCAACAACAGGAGCCCGCAUCAUGCUUUUUGUUGGAGGACCUUGUACUCAAGGGCCUGGAGCUGUAGUUGGUGAUGAAUUAAAAUCAACUAUUCGAUCUCAUCAUGACAUCGAGAAAGAUAAUGCAAAGCAUAUGAAGAAAGCAAUCAAGCAUUAUGAAAAUUUAGCUGGAAGAGCUGCUGCUAAUGGUCACAUUGUUGAUAUUUAUUCUUGUGCUCUUGAUCAGACUGGCCUUCAUGAAAUGAAAUAUUGUCCUAAUUUCACUGGAGGCCAUAUUGUCAUGGGGGAUUCAUUUAAUUCAUCACUUUUUAAGCAAACUUUUCAACGUGUGUUUUCUAAAGAUCCAAAGGGAGAAUUUAAGAUGGCGUUCGGAGCUUCUUUGGAAGUAAAAACAUCCCGUGAGUUAAAAGUGUCAGGUGCAAUAGGAUCUUGUGUGUCAUUGAAUAGUAAAAGCAAUAGUGUAUCUGAUACUGAAGUUGGAAUUGGUGGCACUAGUCAGUGGAAAUUUUGUGGAUUAAAUCCUGGAAAUACGGUUGGAAUUUUUUUUGAAAUUGUUAAUCAGCACAACGCUCCAAUCCCUCAAGGAGGAAGAGGAUGCAUACAACUUAUAACACAAUAUCAACAUUCUAGUGGUCAAAGAAAAAUACGAGUAACUACUAUAGCAAGAAACUGGGCUGAUGCCUCCUCUAAUAUUCAUCAUAUUUCUGCUGGAUUUGAUCAAGAAGCUGCUGCAGUUCUUAUGGCGAGACUUGCUUGUUUUAGAGCAGAAGGAGAUGAUGGGGCAGAUGUUCUUAGAUGGCUGGAUAGAACUUUGAUAAGAUUGUGCCAAAAGUUUGGAGAAUUCAAUAAAGAUGACCCAUCCUCAUUUAGAUUUUCUGAGAACUUUUCCUUGUAUCCUCAAUUUAUGUUUCAUCUUAGGAGGUCUCAAUUUUUACAAGUCUUCAACAACAGUCCUGAUGAAACUUCUUAUUAUAGGCAUAUGUUAAAUAGAGAAGAUUUAACAAAUUCUUUAAUUAUGAUUCAGCCCAUCGUUUAUGCAUAUUCUUUUAAUGGCCCUCCUGAGCCUGUUCUCUUAGAUACAAGUAGCAUCCAAUCUGAUCGCAUUCUUCUAAUGGAUACUUUCUUCCAUAUCGUGAUAUUUCAUGGUGAAACUAUUGCGCAGUGGAGGAAAGCUGGUUUCCAGAACUCACCAGAGCAUGAAAACUUUAGGCAGCUCUUACAGGCACCAGUAGAUGAUGCUCAAGAAAUUCUUCAAACUAGAUUCCCAAUGCCUCGCUACAUUGACUGUGACCAAGGAGGUUCACAGGCUCGAUUUUUGCUUUCAAAAGUUAAUCCUUCUAUAACCCACAAUAAUAUGUACAGUUGGGGACAGAUGCCAUCAAAUGCAACGGAUGGAUCUGGUGCUCCUGUACUAACAGAUGAUGUGAGUCUUCAAGUUUUUAUGGAUCAUUUGAAAAAACUUGCCGUUUCUAGUUCUGCAUAAGCUAUCAAACAAGUCUUCAAAAAUUGUAUGAGAGUACUGUUAAUCAAUAAGACUAUGGGUGAAGCAGGCGAACAAUUCUUCAUUAGUGCAACAAAUCAUUUUUUAUAGAAAAUAUUCCCUUUUAUGCAAGAUUGGUGUGGAGAGAAGAACGCUUCGAAGUUGACUGUUGUGAGAAGUUGCUUCUCAUUUAUCACUUCACUUCAUUUCAAAGUUUCAUUAAAAAUUUUGUUUAUCUUGUAAGUUAUUUUAAUCAUAAUUAUGAAAAACUAAAAAGAAAAUAAUUUUCUCAUCCUCUGAUAGCUUCAAUAAUUGGAACUGUAAUGACAUUAGCUUCCUUUUUUUACACAAAAUUUUGACUUUUAAAGAAAGUGUAUUGGUUUUUGAAUGUUGAUUUAGAAUAAAUAUAUUUUUAUUUCA
This is a messenger RNA of Uloborus diversus, 2894 nucleotides long. It is a transcript of the gene Sec23, whose product is annotated as protein transport protein Sec23A-like. Gene Ontology annotation, biological process: COPII-coated vesicle cargo loading; COPII-coated vesicle budding; intracellular protein transport. Gene Ontology annotation, molecular function: zinc ion binding; GTPase activator activity. Gene Ontology annotation, cellular component: COPII vesicle coat; endoplasmic reticulum exit site. The transcript has 21 exons. Bases 132 to 2477 code for a protein of 781 amino acids. NCBI's taxonomy places the organism in Eukaryota, Metazoa, Arthropoda, Arachnida, Araneae, Uloboridae. The record is from RefSeq and is a predicted model, not a curated record.